Molecule: messenger RNA, 1728 nt
Organism: Medicago truncatula (barrel medic)
Lineage: Eukaryota; Viridiplantae; Streptophyta; Magnoliopsida; Fabales; Fabaceae
Product: phloretin 4'-O-glucosyltransferase
Exons: 1
Coding region: 97-1533 (478 amino acids)
Molecular function (GO): quercetin 7-O-glucosyltransferase activity; quercetin 3-O-glucosyltransferase activity
Source: RefSeq, a predicted model, not a curated record
UCCUAUGUAUCCAUACAUGCAUCUCCUGUCACACAUUUCCUUCCCACUCCAUUCCCUAGUAGUAGUACCAUUGCAUUUUCACAAUCCACCACUACCAUGGCGCAAAACCACCACUUCCUCAUCAUAACAUACCCACUACAAGGUCACAUAAACCCUGCCCUCCAAUUCACCAAGCGUCUCAUUUCUUUGGGCGCAAAAGUCACUUUUGCUACCACUAUCCACUUAUACAGUCGCCUUAUCAACAAACCAACCAUCCCGGGCCUCUCCUUCGCCACCUUCUCUGACGGCUAUGACGACGGUCAAAAAUCCUUUGGCGACGAAGACAUCGUCUCCUACAUGUCUGAGUUUACGCGUCGCGGCUCAGAAUUUCUCACAAAUAUCAUUCUCUCCUCCAAACAAGAAAAUCAUCCAUUCACUUGCUUAAUCUACACUCUCAUACUUUCAUGGGCUCCCAAGGUGGCACAUGAGCUUCACCUCCCAUCAACACUGUUGUGGAUUCAAGCAGCAACGGUGUUUGAUAUAUUCUAUUAUUACUUUCAUGAACACGGUGACUACAUCACAAACAAAUCAAAGGAUGAAACGUGUUUAAUAUCAUUACCGGGAUUGUCAUUCUCUCUUAAAAGCCGCGACCUUCCCUCUUUUUUAUUGGCUUCAAAUACAUACACUUUUGCUCUUCCAUCUCUCAAAGAGCAAAUUCAGUUGUUGAAUGAAGAAAUCAACCCAAGAGUACUUGUGAACACCGUUGAGGAGUUUGAACUGGAUGCACUGAAUAAAGUUGAUGUUGGUAAGAUCAAAAUGAUACCCAUCGGACCGUUGAUUCCAUCUGCUUUCUUGGAUGGCAAGGAUCCUACGGAUAAUUCGUUUGGUGGUGACGUUGUCCGUGUUGACUCAAAGGAUGAUUACAUUCAAUGGUUGGAUUCAAAGGAUGAAAAGUCUGUUGUUUAUGUUUCAUUUGGUACUCUUGCUGUUUUGUCUAAAAGACAAAUGGAGGAAAUUGCACGUGCCUUGUUGGAUUCUGGAUUUUCUUUCUUGUGGGUUAUUAGAGAUAAAAAAUUACAACAACAAAAAGAAGAAGAAGUUGAUGAUGAUGAGCUGAGUUGUAGAGAGGAACUUGAGAAUAAUAUGAAUGGGAAGAUAGUAAAAUGGUGUAGUCAGGUGGAGGUUUUGUCGCACCGUUCUUUGGGUUGUUUUAUGACGCAUUGUGGAUGGAAUUCGACUUUGGAAAGUUUGGGUUCAGGGGUUCCUAUGGUUGCAUUUCCUCAGUGGACAGAUCAAACCACUAAUGCGAAGUUAAUUGAAGAUGUGUGGAAGACUGGGUUGAGGAUGGAACAUGAUGAGGAAGGGAUGGUGAAAGUUGAGGAAAUUAGAAAGUGUUUGGAAGUGGUGAUGGGGAAGGGAGAAAAAGGAGAGGAACUAAGGAGGAAUGCUAAGAAAUGGAAAGAUUUGGCUAGGGCAGCUGUGAAAGAAGGAGGGUCUUCAAAUAGGAAUUUGAGGAGUUAUCUAAAUGAUAUUGCAUGUAUAACUCAAAUUUAGUUAACUCUUUUUUCCUCUGUUUUUUGAGAAAGUGUUUAGUAGUACUUUAUCUCAGAAAAGGAACAUCACAAUCUCUUCAAUAAUAAAGAGUAGUCAAUCACAAUCCACUUUGUCACAAUACAAGGAGGUGUGACUAAAAAAUAGGAAGUGAACAAUAAACCAUCCAAUAAACAUUUACUGAUUUUGUCGUGAAAA